GAUAAAAUCAAAUCUUAGUGAAACUAAACUAGCUAGUUAAAGCAAAGGUCUAAGAGAGCCCCCAAAAAAGAUAAAAAAGACUCACAAAGACAAGGAAGGUUUAAUCAAAUUCGUAUGAAUAUGAUUAAAGCUUAGCUAAGAAAGACUUGGUGGAUGUCUUUUACAUAGAAGAUAGUUUGAACUAUGUUUUUUUUACCAGCCAUGAUGUCUCCAGAACACUACUGUUUUCAGUCGUCGGGAUUCUGGCACACCACCGUUGUUGCAAAUUUAAGAAACCAUGAAGUUGCUAACUUCGUGUUGUUGCAUAUUUUUAUUAUCCAUUCGCAUAACAAAAACGAAAGUUUUUCGUCCCCUUUAUCAUAAUUAGUUUUUUGCAAUAAAUGUUGUCUGCAAACAUUGAUAUUGAUUUACUGAUUUUAUUUGUAAAAAAAACUAUUAAAAGUUUAAUAUUUGGAUAUUCUUAUUCCAUAGGUAAAAAUCAGCAUGAGAACGGCCGGACUCGCUCAUGCAAAAAUACUAUCAAUCGUACAAAAAUCCAACACAGAGUCAAAAAAGUGGUGAGAAAGUAAAUUGUUGAUCGGGUCAAUGAACUUGCCACUAGAGCAGAUGGGAAAGACAAAGAGACCUUCUUGACCCUUGUGCCCUAAAUAAGUAACCACUGACAAAAUAAAUAUUUCAUCCGUUUAAUAAUACUCGAUGUUUUGUAGUAAUGUACAAAUAUUAAAAAAAUUAAUUUCUCUAAAAAAUAUUUUAAAUAUAUAAUUUUAAAAUCAGUUAAUUAAUUAUAAAAGAGACAGUAGUUUUCAAUAAAAUUAAAAUUAACUUUAAAAUUUCAAAACUUCAUGUAAAUUAAAACAAAAUAAUUCUUCUAAAGCAUCAACUAUAUUAUAUCCUAGUCAUAUAUAAUCAGAAGAAUAUAUAUCCACUAAUUUUGUAAACUACUCAUAUAUUAAGUAGUUAUUACAAAGGUUUUUAGAACAUAUCAUUUCAUUUAUCCUUUAACGCGUAUACUUCAACGAGAAAACAAAGAUCAAUAAUGCAUCUUAUUUGUUUUGUUCAAAGAUAACAUAUAACAUUUCACGGUCCCCCUUUGUUUUUGUUAAUUGUGAGCUCAUAUGAUGCAAUAUAAAACGGAUAAUUAAUUAACAUUAUCCUCUUCAAGUAUCCAACCCAUAUAUAGAUCGUGGAUGCCGUUCGUUGACAAAAAAAAAAGGAUCGUGGAUGCCGUUUAAAUAUCCUAGAAAACAAACUUGAGAUGACGAAUACUGUUUGAUACCUUAAUUAAUCAUUCAAGAUGUAUGCAUGAUUUAUGGCACAACAAUUUUAUAUACAUAGACAAAUAUUAUACAUGUCAUGUUUUUUAAUUUAUGAUAAAUAAGUAACACAUACACGAACCUUUUUUCUUGGAACAUGCAUCAAAUAUUCUAUUAACAGACAUUAUUUGGUAUGCCCAAAAUCAUGUGUAUAUCUACAUUUCAAUCUGCACAUGUGUGUAUAAAAAGGACUUGUGCGCAUUAGCCCAUAGCAUAUUCAAACGACCUUAUAAUAAUUAAAGUGAAACUCAGAUAGUAAAGGGAAUCUAGGGCCGAAGUGAUGGUUUGUAUCCUUUUCGGUAUUUCAAAACCUUUCGUGCGGUAUAUUUUCGGUUUGGACUUGUUAACCGAAACGUCGACUUCAGCGCGUUACUUGUUUUCUUCAACGUCGUCGAAUGCGGGCUCUAGAAUUAUAAGUGAAACUUCUCUUUGAGUUUCUUCUCUCCUCAACUAUUUCUUUCAUCUGUUAUGUUUUAGUUAUUUUAGUUUGUUGCCAAAUUUCUCUUAAAUUGUAUUUGAUUUAGCCUAUUAGACAUUUAAUUUUUAAUAUAAUCAGUUGUUCAAAAAAGGACUUGUUAACCAAACUCAUUCUUGGAUUAGUGGAAAUGAUGUAACAAAAAUAAACCAAAAUCAAAAGAUAAAUUAAUGCAACCAGCAGUUGAAAAUAUGUAUGUUUAUGUACACUUAACUAUAAUAUAGGUAAUAUUUAAAUUUAGAUAUAUCUCAAAAGAUGACUCCAACAACUUAAGUUGAUAAACGCGAGAGUGAAAGCAACGUCCGUGUGGCUAAGUAUAAACACACUGCAACAAUCACAUUUUUUCUAGUCAAAAUCGUCACCACUUUUCUUCCGCACCAUUUAGGUCAUCGUAGCCACAGAGUCCUCAGGUUGACCUCCUAAUUUAACAUUAUAAUUUAUUAGAGACUUAUGUAUAUAAUAUCAUUUUAUAAAAUAAGUAGGCUGAUAACACAUGAUAAAAUCCAAAGAUAUCCAUCCCCCUCACUACUCGUCCUUUAAGUAAAACAAAUAUAUUUUAUAUAUUAUAAGUUCAACAAAAUAUGGGGAACAAACAACAAAAGUUUAUGAUUUUAAGAAGCUAACCAACAUUCAAAUCUAUGUUUGUUCAUAUGGUGUUAUUAUAUAUAUUUGGGGUAUCAUGGUUUGCUGGAUUUGAUAUGUGUAAAGCUGUUUGACCAGAUAAAUGGUCCACAGGUUCGGGUACUCGGCAGACCGCGUUUCAUAAAGAAGGGACGUACUUUCGUCCGAUUAUUCUAAUAGUCAACCGGAAAUUAGUAUUUAUCGAAAUUGCUUAAAAAAUAAUUAAUACUUGUUAAAAAAAAUCUAUACUGUUUAUAUUUAAAAGCCUACUACCACUACUGCAACUACACGAUGGAAAUAAAAGGGAUCGAAAAGGCUUUCUUGGAUAAGGCAUAUACGUUGCUCAAAAGUCAAAAGGGGUAAGGCAUAUACAACUUUGAGAAAAUGAAAUAUGGGUCUAAUAUAUAUUCAGAAGAAAAGACCCAUAAAUUAGAUUAUAUUAGGCCCAACUCGCGUCAGUGCGUUUAUUGCCACGUCAAAACCAGGAGAAAGCGGAAGAUAUAUUUGCUCUGAGAGUUAGUUUGACAGUUUCAAUUUCUUUUUAUGGGAAAGCGAAGCUAAAGUGAAAGAGAGAAAAUAGAAAGGUUAGCCAAUAUUAGAAAUCAAACAGAGAAAUGUAUCUAUCGGGUGGGAUGAUGAUGAUGAUGAAGAAUGUAAGAUUAUCUGUAAUGGGAUGGGUGAUGGUGUGGUGGUGGUGGGGUUCGUGCAUGGGGAGGUUCGUGGUUGAGAAGAAUAGCCUGCGAGUGACUUCACCCGAGUCCAUCAGAGGAAUUUAUGAAUGCGCCCUUGGCAACUUUGGUGUUCCACAGUACGGCGGAAGCAUGUCUGGCUCUGUGGUUUACCCCAAAGCUAACCAGAAGGCUUGCAAGAACUUUGAGGAUUUCGACAUCUCUUUCAGAUCUAGAGUCUCUGGAUUGCCCACAUUCGUUCUCGUCGAUCGAGGAGAUUGUUACUUCACCUUAAAGGCCUGGAACGCGCAACGAGCGGGUGCUGCGACAAUAUUGGUGGCGGAUAACAGGCCGGAGCCACUCAUCACCAUGGACGCCCCAGAGGACGAAACAGCAGAUGCGGAAUACCUGCAGAACAUCACGAUUCCUUCAGCACUGUUGAGCAGAUCUCUAGGGAGCGCCAUCAAAACUGCCAUAAAUCAAGGAGAACCCGUCCGUAUAAGUCUGGACUGGCGGGAAGCUCUUCCACACCCGAACGACCGAGUAGCCUACGAGCUAUGGACCAACAGCAAUGAUGAGUGUGGAUCCAAGUGUGAUGCACAGAUCCGGUUCCUUAAGAGGUUCAAAGGAGCGGCUCAGAUUCUCGAGAAAGGAGGAUACACUCGCUUCACUCCCCACUACAUCACCUGGUACUGUCCUGAAGCGUUUCUAGCAAGCAGACAAUGCAAAUCGCAAUGCAUCAACGGAGGAAGGUAUUGUGCUCCUGACCCUGAGCAAGAUUUCUCCAGAGGAUACAACGGGAGAGACGUGAUCAUUCAGAAUUUACGCCAAGCUUGCUUCUUUAGAGUGAUGAAUGAAAGUGGAAAGCCUUGGAUUUGGUGGGAUUAUGUCACCGACUUCGCCAUCCGUUGUCCCAUGAAACACGAAAAGUACAACAAACAAUGCGCCGAUCAAGUUAUUCGCUCUCUUGGAGUCGAUGUGAAUAAAAUUGACAAAUGCAUUGGAGACAUCGAAGCAAACACUGAGAACCCCGUUCUCAGAGAUGAACAAGAAGCACAAGUUGGGAAAGGUUCGCGAGGAGAUGUGACAAUACUACCAACUAUUGUGAUAAACAACAGACAAUACAGAGGGAAGUUGGAGAGAUCUGCGGUUCUUAAGGCCCUUUGCUCAGGGUUCCGCGAGACGACUGAGCCACCCAUAUGCUUAACCGAAGACAUAGAAACCAACGAGUGUUUACAAAAUAAUGGAGGGUGUUGGGAGGAUAAGACUACCAACAUUACAGCUUGCAGGGACACUUUCAGAGGACGAGUGUGUCAAUGUCCCAUUGUUCAAGGUGUCAAAUUUUUGGGUGACGGUUACACACAUUGUGAAGCGUCAGGGGCAUUGCGUUGUGGGAUAAACAAUGGAGGAUGCUGGAAACAUACCCAAAUGGGAAGAACAUAUUCGGCUUGCCGUGAUGAUCAUUCGAAAGGCUGCAAAUGUCCACCUGGAUUCAAGGGAGAUGGGCUGAAAAACUGCGAAGAUGUGAAUGAGUGUGAAGAGAAAACAGCGUGCCAAUGUCGCGGCUGCAAAUGCAAGAACACAUGGGGAAGCUAUGAAUGCAGCUGCAGCGGAAGCCUGCUUUACAUCAGAGAGCACGACAUUUGCAUAAGUAAGGAUGCAAGAGGAGACGUAAGCUGGGGGGUGAUAUGGAUAAUACUAAUGGGUUUGGGAGCAGCUGCUUUGGGAGCUUACACGGUUUACAAAUACAGAAUCCGGACAUACAUGGACUCAGAGAUAAGAGCGAUAAUGGCGCAAUACAUGCCUCUCGAUAACCAUCCCAACACUCAACCUUCUUCUCAGCUUGAGUUGUAAGAACAAAGGCUUCACUCAUUGCAGCUUCAAACUUCAAGCCUUAAUUUGAUCAUAUAUAUAGGGUUCUCUUACGUUUAAUUUAGCCAUUGUGGGAAGUCCUUUUAUGCUACUUACUGUUUUUAUAUCAUAGAUGCUAUAAAACUAUACUGGCCAGGUCCAUCCGAUAGUUGGGCCUUAUAUAUUUAUUUUAUCCUUUUGGUCGGUUACUCGUUUAUAGUACACCACAACAUUUUCGUAAUAAAAGAGUACAAUCUUUUUUCUUAUCUUCCAUUUUGUAGAAAUGGCAACUUCAAUACCUAACAGUGGGUUGAAAAUUUCAUCGUGAUUCACAUUACAUCUAACUCUGGAACAGAGCUGAACAUUGUUUUUUGAUCUUUGUAAUGUGUAGUUUUUCUUCUUCUUUUUUUGCUAAAACAAAUAUUGAAAUAAAAGCUUGUGCCAAUAAAAGUGCAUAACAUUUGUUAAUGAAUGUAAGAGAUGUUAACAUAAUAAAUGUGAAUGUUGCUUGGGAAUGAAACAAAGGUAGAGAAGUCUUGAGAUCGUUUGGUAGGCAUGUAUUUUAUCCUCAUCAUAUCACUCAUUAUCCCUGUUUAUUCUUCUUUCUUUCUUUCUCUAACUUUUGUUCUUUUUGUUUAUUUUCCCGAUUCAAUAAUAACAAAGGAGUUAUUUUCUACUGAACCAGUGUGAUCCACACACUGAGAAAAACAAUUAAAUCUGACUUUUAAUUUAAGUAGAUCACAGAAAAAACGAGGAGCGAGCUAAAGUCAACGGGAAGAUACUCAGUUGUAGUGAGCACCGUUUACGGCACUUUGUGCAUUGAAGUGGUUUUAAUUAAAUGACAAGUAAUCAAUUUUGAUAAGAAACAUAUGCAAGUAGUAGUGCUUGAGGUGUGGUGGAAGCUAUACGCCAUCUUCAUAAAUCAUUUCAGUUGUAAUAUACUAGUAGUAUUUUUUAAAAAAAAGAAAGAGAGAAAUGAUGGCGUAGCAUUGCAUGCUCUGGGACAAGAAAGAAAGAAAGAAAGAAAGGAUCCCUUCUCUUCUACUCCAUCCGCUUUGCAGCUUCCAUAUAGUAUUAUUAUUUGAUUCAAAAAAAAAAAAUCUGAUUCUAUGAUCAUAAGCGUGACCGGUUUAAGAUUAUUAAUUUUUGAAAGAAAAAGAAAAAAAGUAGACAAAAGUGUUAAAGGCGAGGAGAAGAUUGUCCCCAGGACUUGAGAGAGAGAAGUCAUAAAGCCUCGUCUCCGGAGCUUACGCCGUUCACAGCACAUUCUCUUUAUCUCUCUCUCUCUCUGCCUUUUUUUUCCAAAUUCUCUCAGCUCUCUCUCCCCGCUAAUAAAAGCUUCUUCGAAAUUAUUUUAAUAACAAAAACAACUUUGGAUUCGGCCAUCACCUUCCCUUUUACUCUCAAGCUGCUGCUUUUGUUUUUCCUCUACCUCCUUUGUUCAAACUCUCCCUCUUCCUCUGGGAUUAUUAUCAUCAGUUCACUGAAACCUUUUUAAUUAUUUGGGAAGCAGAUGACU
This is a messenger RNA of Brassica rapa (field mustard), 6447 nucleotides long. RefSeq names its product vacuolar-sorting receptor 2. The record is from RefSeq and is a predicted model, not a curated record. Gene Ontology annotation, molecular function: calcium ion binding. NCBI's taxonomy places the organism in Eukaryota, Viridiplantae, Streptophyta, Magnoliopsida, Brassicales, Brassicaceae.